UGAAUGCCUGAAGCAGCUGCUGCCAUGUAAUCUGCAGCAGCUCUGUGCAGCAGGUUCGAGGUCAGACUAGUUCCACAUGUGCCACAACAUGAGGCGGUUUGGUUUCUGUCUCCUCCGCCCCUUCCCCGGUUCCCCACUGAGUGUCCGGGGAGCCUGCAGAUCCUCCGGCCUCCAACCGCGGGUUCUCCCCGGGCCCCUCACCGGGCCCCUCACCCGCCACCACAGCAGCAUCCCGGGUCACCGCUGGAGGGGCCUGAGCAGCACCGCUGUCCCCCAGCACAUCCAGGACCUGAGCGGGCCUGAGCAGAGGCUGCUGGAUAAACUGUACGAUGGGCUGAUCUCGGGCCAGAGAGCGUCCCUGGCGGAGUCCAUCACUCUGGUGGAGACGCAGCAUCCCAGGAAGAAGGAGCUGGCUCAGGUGCUGCUGCAGAGGGUGCUGGCGCACAGGAGGGAGCAGGAGGGACGUCGUGGGGGGAAACCACUGGCCUUCAGAGUAGGUCUCUCUGGUCCCCCAGGAGCUGGAAAGUCGUCCUUCAUCGAGGUAGCGGGAAAGAUGUUGACAGGACGUGGGCAUAAAGUGGCAGUACUGGCUGUUGACCCAUCUUCCUGCACUACGGGGGGGUCUCUGCUGGGUGACAAGACUCGUAUGACUGAGCUCUCCAGAGAUAUGAACGCCUACAUCAGGCCAUCCCCGGCCUCGGGAACACUCGGUGGCGUCACCAGAACAACCAAUGAGGCCAUCGUUCUCUGUGAGGGGGCAGGAUAUGACAUCGUCCUCGUGGAGACUGUAGGUGUUGGUCAGUCUGAGUUUGCAGUGGCGGACAUGGUUGACAUGUUUGUGCUUCUUAUCCCGCCAGCAGGGGGCGAUGAACUCCAAGGUAUCAAGAGGGGGAUCAUUGAGAGGGCUGACUUGGUGGUGGUAACAAAGUCAGAUGGAGACUUGCUGGUGCCGGCCAGGAGGAUCCAGGCGGAAUACACCAGCGCACUUAAGCUGCUCAGGAGAAAGUCCAAGUCCUGGAACCCUAAGGUGGUGCAUGCUUCCUCACACACCUCUGAGGGCAUCCCAGAAGUCUGGGCCAAGAUGGAGUCGUAUAGGGACGCCAUGCUGACCAGCGGUGAACUGCAGGGCCGGCGGAGAGACCAACAGAGAGUCUGGAUGUGGAGCCUGAUCCAGGAAAGCGUCCUCUGCCACUUCCAAACCCACCCGAGCGUCAGGGAGGCUCUGCCCGGCCUGGAGGAGAGGGUCACCAAGGGCGUCAUCUCUCCUGGACUGGCUGCCGACCUGCUCCUCAAAGCCUUCUCUGCAUCGUCGUGAUGGUCGGGAACUGCAUUUAGUUUUUUAAAAGGCAGAUCAGUGCCUCGUCAAUAUAAUAAGCGCACCUCUGGGACAGUGAAAGCAAUCCAGAGUGAGCGUAUAUGACCCUGACUUUGUGGUUUUGCACAAAAAAAAGCAAAAAAAAAAAGUUCCUUUGACAGUAAAUGUGAAAUAACUGAACUAGAAGUUACUUAAAAGAAGAUUUCCAGAACACGAGAAAAGGUGAUAGCUGGUAGUCGUAAUUUCUCAUUAACUGCUAAAAACCAAAAAGGAACUUUUUUUUUUAUCUUGUGAAACCUCCGUUAUCAGUGGACUUUUUUCACGCAGAUCCCUGGUCUCACAGGAACACUACACACCCUCACUGGGAUCAGUUGAGAUGUAUUUCUGAGGUCGCGUUGUUUCAGUGGAAGAACGGUUGGUUCAUGAACACUCUCUUUUACAAAUUUGCCAACUUCCUCUUCAACAUAACACUGUUUUAUGAAUCAAGAGGAUCAGGUUCAUAAUUGGGGUUUGAUGCGUCUCUUGCUUCUGUUGCUGAACUGCCGUGAACACAUCUUUUUUUAUUACUCCUGAAAAGCAACAGAAAGAAAUGGUUUUUAAAUAGAUUACUUUGCUUCUGGGUGGAAUUAAAUUAAAAAGUGAUGUGAAUCGUAAAUGUAUUAGUGAAUAACAUUAAAUCUGUCGGCACAGGUGGGCAAGAA
Cololabis saira (Pacific saury) is the source of this 2016-nucleotide messenger RNA. RefSeq names its product metabolism of cobalamin associated A (gene mmaa). Bases 77 to 1315 code for a protein of 412 amino acids. Gene Ontology annotation, cellular component: cytoplasm. Lineage: Eukaryota; Metazoa; Chordata; Actinopteri; Beloniformes; Belonidae. Gene Ontology annotation, molecular function: GTP binding; GTPase activity. The record is from RefSeq and is a predicted model, not a curated record. The transcript has 7 exons.